Oreochromis aureus is the source of this 3456-nucleotide messenger RNA. RefSeq names its product von Willebrand factor A domain-containing protein 5A-like. Bases 100 to 3174 code for a protein of 1024 amino acids. Lineage: Eukaryota; Metazoa; Chordata; Actinopteri; Cichliformes; Cichlidae. The record is from RefSeq and is a predicted model, not a curated record. The transcript has 37 exons.
GAACUUGUGUGGGGAUAUUGUUGGCACACAACCGCUUGCUUCACAUAGUGCAAGAAGAACGUACUUACUGGACACAUAGAUCCCUUUUCAAAGAAUACAAUGAAUAGAUCCUGUGGUCUGCUAAAUUCCCAGAAGGAAGCAGUUCCUCUGAAGAGCAUUGAGGUGGAGCUGGAGGUGAGGGACCAUGUGGCUACAGUGGUCUCCACUCUGAACUACGAAAACAAGGAAGACAAACCAUUAGAGGCUGUUUUUGUCUUCCCUCUGCCUGGAGAUGCUGCUGUCUGUCAUUUCAGUGCUCAGAUUGGACAGACACAGAUUGUAGCUGAGGUGAAGGAGAAACAGAAGGCUUGUGAGGAGUAUGAUGAUGCUCUGAGCUCCGGUCAGCAGGCCUUCCUAUUGGAGGAGAGUGAUCAGAGUCCAGAUAUAUUCUCUCUGCGUGUGGGCAGUCUGCCUCCAGGAGAGAGCGCCUCCAUCAGGUUGGAGUACGUCACUGAGCUGGCUGUGCAGGCUGAUGAUGGUCUGAGGUUCUGUCUGCCUGCUGUGCUCAACCCUCGAUACCAACCUCAGGGUAGUGAAGGUGCAGGUGUCCAGGUGACUUCUGUUCCAGCCUCUCUGGUGCCCUACAGUCUGUCUUUUUCUGCCCGAGUGUCCUCUCCUCGUCCGAUCUCUAAAGUAGAGUCCAACUGUUCCCUGGACCCUCUGCAGUACCUCAACACUGAUCAAACCCAGGCCACGGUCAAGCUGGCUGCAGGACACAAGUUUGACAGAGAUGUUGAACUGCUGAUUUAUUACAAAGACGCCCACCAGCCCACUGCUGUGGUGGAGGCAGGACAGGCCUCUGCUGAGCCGGGCUCUCUGAUGGGUGAACCAGUGGUGAUGGUGAGUCUGUACCCUGAGUUCCCCCAGUCUGUGAUGUCUUCAAAGGCUUCACGUGGAGAGUUUGUGUUCUUAAUGGAUCGAUCUGGAAGUAUGAAUUAUACUCGCAUCCGCAGUGCCAGGGAUACUCUGCUGCUCCUGUUGAAGAGCUUACCAAUGGGCUGCUAUUUCAACAUUUACAGUUUUGGGUCCAGAUAUGAACACAUCUUCUCCACAAGUGUGAAGUACAAGCAGGAGAAUGUGAAGAUCGCUCUGACGAAAAUUGAGCAGAUGGAGGCUGAUCUUGGAGGAACAGAGAUCCUGGAGCCCCUCAAACAUAUUUACAGCCAGCCAUGCAUUCCUAAACAGCCUAGACAGCUGUUUGUCUUUACUGAUGGAGAGGUGGGGAACACCAAAGAAGUGAUAGAUCUGGUGAAGAAGAAUUCAGAUUCUCACAGGUGUUUCUCUUUUGGGAUUGGGGAAGGGGCCAGCUCUGCUCUCAUCAAUGGGAUGGCCAAGGAAGGAGGAGGUCACCCUCAGUUCAUCACAGGGACUGACAGGAUGCAACCAAAAGUGAUGCAGUCGCUGCGAUUUGCUCUGCAGCCGGCUGUGGUCGACAUCUCAGUCACAUGGGAUUUACCAAAGGAAGUGUCCGUCACUGUCCUCUCUCCACCAAUCACAACACUUUUCCAGGGUCAGAGGUCACUGAUUUAUGCCCAGCUCACUGGACAGAGCUCAGAGGCAGCAGAGGGCUGUGUGAUGCUGAAGUACAGCCUGGCAGGUCAUCGCUCUAAGAAGAAGCUACACUUCAGUCUCAGACCUGCAGAGGACACUGGAUUAACAGUCCACAGGUUGGGUGCUCGGACUCUGAUUCGCUCCCUGGAGAUGGAGGAUAGAGAGCUCAGAGGACAACAAGAUGGAGGAGUGAAGGAGAAGGUGGUACAGCUCAGUGUCCAAUCAGGAGUGAGCAGUUGUUUCACUGCUUUCAUUGCUGUCAACAGAGAUAACGGCAGGGUGAUUCAAGGACCCAUGAAGCACAAAAAUAUUCCAACACCCAUGACAUCGGCUAUUAGACCAGCAUUGUGUGGACAUGCUGGGGGAACAGCGGGUAUGUGGCUGAGGCUGACAUGUCUCAAGGGGUACGUGGCUGGAAAAAGUUUGGGAACCACUGAUCUAGAGGAGGACAUGUACUAUAACUGUUUAGAUGAGAUGGACUAUGGUGCGUGCAAUAACUCUUUUGGCUCUCUAGUGUCCGACAUGUGGGAUGACUCCAUGGAAGAUUUAGAGGGCGACAUGUGCUAUGACUGUUUAGAUGAGGAGUACAUAAACUAUGUUUCUUCCCCUACAAGUAUCCAAGAGGCAUCUACUGUGCCACAACAAUCUGAUGGUACCCAAGAGGCAUGUACUGUGACACAACAAUCUGAUAGUACCCAAGAGGCAUCUACUGUGACACAACAAUCUGAGAGUACCCAAGAGGCAUCUACUGUAACACAACAAUCUGAGAGUACCCAAGAGGCAUCUACUGUGACACAACAAUCUGAGAGUACCCAAGAGGCAUCUACUGUAACACAACAAUCUGAGAGUACCCAAGAGGCAUCUACUGUAACACAACAAUCUGAGAGUACCCAAGAGGCAUCUACUGUAACACAACAAUCUGAGAGUACCCAAGAGGCAUCUACUGUAACACAACAAUCUGAGAGUACCCAAGAGGCAUCUACUGUGACACAACAAUCUGAGAGUACCCAAGAGGCAUCUACUGUAACACAACAAUCUGAGAGUACCCAAGAGGCAUCUACUGUAACACAACAAUCUGAGAAUUGUAGCUACAAACCUGCCAAAAAUGUUGACAACAUCACAAGAGUGUUCUCUCAAAUGAAGAAGAAACUAGUUAAGUUCUGGAAAUCUCGUGAAAUGCCUUUGGAGGCUGAUGAUGCAGCUCCAAAAUCUGUUCCCAAGAAUAAUAUGCAUUCUUCUGUGCCCGAGCAGCCACCCAGAGACCCUUUGCUGCACUUAGUCUCACUCCAGGAGGCGUCUGGCUGCUGGCUGCUUGAUCCAGCUCUGGCUGCUGCACUGGGAAAGACUUGUGAGAAGUUGGAAAAAUCAAAGCCUGCACUGGUCACUAAGGAAGUUUGGGCCACCAUUCUGGCUCUGAUCUGGCUUCAUGGUUUCAAAAUGGAUGCAAAGGACGAGUGGGAGCUUCUUGCUAUGAAGGCUGCCUCAUGGAUCCGUGCUCAGAAUGCACCUCGUGUGACAAAGUGUGUGGAAGCUGGAAAUGUACUGUUGGGAUGCAGUGUGAAGAAAGAAGCUGUGGGGCUGUGAAGAGUUUCUUAAAGUCAUUUGCUUUUGGGAUUGGCUUACAAGCAGUUCUGCUCCCCAGUGCUGUGCUAUACAUCUACCCUGUCAUAAUUGAAUACUGUUAAUAUUUUAUUUUUGUUUGUUUUGUGCUAAUUUUGAAGAAUUUAGUAUUUUAAUAUAUUGUCUACCAAAGCACUUUGUGAACAACUUUUAAAUGUGCCAUAUGUGGAUUUUUGAAAUACUGUAAACUGCAGUGCACUGGAUUUUAAGCUUGAAAGAUGAAAACUAAAAAACUAACAGAACAAA